ACUUCCCUCCCUCUACUUUUUCUCUCCUUUUUCUCCUUGCGCGCUAGAGCAGCCGAAGGGUCUUCCACCUGUCCUUACUAUAUAGCUUCGUGCUUGCUGUCAUCCUGGUGGACGAUACCUGCCCUACCUUCCAAGUCCCUUGCUGCCUCAGGCUUGCCGCUGCCUACAUCUGCCUCUGCUAUACUAUACCACGCUUCCCUUCUACUGCCACGCACAACGUGACCAGCUCAGGCGCGACCUUGUGAUUCACCAGUCAUCUGCUGUGAACGUGUCAUAUAUAAACCGUCUACCUCGUGCAAUCUUCUCAUACACCACCUCAGAUCUACUGUCAAAAUGCCUGCCAAACCAAUUCUUCAUCCGUUGCGGACGCCCAAGAACAUGACGUUCCCCUCGGAACUACAACCAGACAAUGGAGUAAGGCUAGGUGCUCCAGGAAAGCAACAAGAUGAGAGUCUCUCAACACCUAUCACACCUCCCGCUGCAUACACCGAAUUCCUCAAAUCAUUCACGCCGGUCUUCACCCCGGAUGGCAACGGAGGUACCGUCACCCGCUUCGUCUGGGACAAGGCCAACAAGACCCCCACAUCCCAACCAGCCAGCGCAGUCAGUGGUUCAUUCAGCUUCCCCGAACCAACCAGACCAGCUACAGCAACAUUACCCCCUCCGUCACCCUAUGGAAGUGCACCACACGGUCGUGACAUGAUGAGUCUGCGUCGCUUGCGCAUCCCGCCGCCAAUGCGGUAUUCCCCUACGCUGGAGACGCCGCGCAGUGCAACGACGCCCGUCCUAUCACCGUACUCUUACUCGUACUCCCCGGCCGAUUGGAAGAUGCGCUACUGGGAUGGCCCCCGGAGUGCAACGGUGGGGAGAGUCAGCGUGCGUCAUGUUGUCACUCACACGGUGACGUAUAAGCGGACGCAACUUGAGGAUCCGCCCAAGGGGAAACGGAGAAAGCAUAACGAGACCAAGCAGGAGGAGGAGGAAGAAGAAGAUUCCUAAACAGGAUGGAUUUUAGUUCGUUCGACUCACGAUUUCCUUUUUACUGUUGUUUUCUCUAUGGUCAUGGUACUAGCGCAGGGUCCGGCGUUAGGAGUUAG
Molecule: messenger RNA, 1097 nt
Organism: Aspergillus piperis CBS 112811
Lineage: Eukaryota; Fungi; Ascomycota; Eurotiomycetes; Eurotiales; Aspergillaceae
Exons: 1
Coding region: 334-999 (221 amino acids)
Source: RefSeq, a predicted model, not a curated record